AUGGCCAGAGAAUCUUGCAUUGAUGUGAGAAGAACCAUCAGUUGCUGUGUGGAGACAGGACAUUUAGACAAUUCAACCAAGGAUCAAUUGGAAUAUGCUAGUAGUCAACUAGUUCCUUUACUUCUGUUUCUACGUGUUCUGGAGAAGGAUAACUUUGAGAAUGUGAUAUCUAAAAAUCUUAGGCCCUUAUUCAGAGAAGCUGACCAUGGCUUUUCUGAGAUACAUUCUCACAUGAAGGAUCAAGGCCUGACGAGUGAUACUAGAAGAAUGAUUUCAGAGGCGUUAAAAAUAAUUGAACUCGGAAACGUUGCUGAGCAAAUCAAAGCUUCAAAGACAUUCAGACCAUCUAUCCCAAUCACUGUGGAUAUGGUGAAGCACGUAGUAGCGUGCCUUGAUGGUGCUUUUCAACUGGCAAACAUCGUAAAUGUUGAUCCAAUUCCACAGGAAAAGCUGGAAAACUUGGAAAAUCUAGGAUGCUUUCUCAUGGUUACUGCAAAGUGGUGCAUUGAACAUGAGAAAAUGAAGGAUCUCUUCAACAUCGCUGAGGACGUAGCUUAUACUGCCGCCUGCACAGCUAUCACAUUUCAUACGAGUGCUAAGAAAUCUCAACAUCGGGAAUGCUUUCUUAAGUUUUCAGAAUUGCUGGAAAGGAUAAACCCUAUUAUUAAGCCUGAGUUUAGGCACCUUUAUAUCAGUGUCUUGAAAGCAUCAUAUUCAUCCAGAUCAAAAAUUCCAAUGAGAGGUGAUAGUCUUCGGUAUCUAUCCGAUGAUGUGCUUGUGACUUGGAAGUUUACUCAUUUUAUCAGAAACAAUCUGGAAACGCUACGACGUCAUAAAGCCAUCUUAACUCAUGUUGCCUUUUCUGGUCGAUUUCAAUGGCUCCUUCUUGGACAACAUAAGCUUUGUCAAUUUCUCUCUCACUUGAAAGACAAAAAGAUUCAGUAUGAAGAAUUACUUUCUUUUUUACUAUCUUAUAUGGAAUCUCUAGCCAUUGAGGCAGCAAGUGAAAUCUACUCCUUGUAUGAAGUGGAUUUGGAGAAAAAUAUUGAAAUAGACAGUAUGCUUCUUCCCUUGCGGGUGAAGUUUAAUCAUUUCAAAUUAGAGAGAAUUCUUUUUGAGAAACUAUCAAAAACCAUGAUAGAUCUUCCAUAUCUACUGACUUUCUUUAGAACUUUUCUCAUGGAUACAUUGGAGCAGUGCAAAGAUCAAGCUCAGCUAACUGAUGUUUUGACCCUAAUUCAAUCUGCCACUACUGUAACAAGGGAACUUGUCGAUUCUCUUUCUGGACAAUUGUUAUGGGAAACUAAUCUCGUGCAGCAUCACUUGCAUAUAAAGUAUAAAUUUUAUAGGACAGCAAUUAGACAGAUAUGUCCCGUCUUUUCAUCAUCAACACCAGAGCAUCCUACAAUAAAUCUGCUGAACUUUCUUCCUGUUAACUUUGAGGACAUUGAUUUAUAUUUAACCAUUCUGAGAUUCCCAGCAACAUCAUCCCUCCCAAAUAACCUGGAUUUUAAUGAGUAUUUCAUGGGGUUGCAGGGAUAUAUUCUCGAAAAGCUACUACUCAACGAUGAAGUCAAUCUAAAACUUACUAAUACAGAUAUGGUCAAAAGGCUACACAACGGGUUGUUGGUCCUGGUAACAUUUCUUCAUGAUCCCACUACUGAGUACAUCGAAUACAAGAACCAAAAUGAUCUCUCGACAGAAAUUGGAACCAUAGUACUUGAGGCCGAAGCUGCUAUCCGUUUAUCUUACGAGGAUGAUUUUGAUAGCAGCAAAAGUAUGAAGCUCAAUCUUGUGCUUCAGCAUUUGACUAUUGCUUUCAGCCUAAUCAAGUCCGAGGGAAUCUUCAUGGAUCUACUAAAGCACAAAUACACUUUGGAAAGUCAAGUUCAGGAUCUGAUAGAAAAUACUCACGAAGAGCUUAUGUUCUUUAGAGCCUUUCUUAUAGAUCUUCUUAGGCAACAAAAAGAGCUUGAGAAAUUGGAUGAUCUCAUAAAGCAUGCUGAAGUUGCUGCCCGCAAGGCAGCAUUAAUUAGCCGUUGUAGCUAUGGAAGUUUCAUGGAUGGAAGCAGCUCCGGGAAAAUAUCUGAUUUCCUAGAGGAGAUCGAGUCUGUCAAGGUAGUGGUCAGAGAAAUAUGCUUUGAAAUUCUUGAUACUUCACCUUGCAAUACGGCAUUAAUAGAUGUUGAAGGCCUUAUCAACUUUUUAUUAGACCACCUGGACAGAAUGCUUGACUGUGAUGUUGUUUCAGUCUCUUGUUUGAAGAACAGAAUCCCAGUAAUCAAAGAGAGACUAGUGUACUGGGGAUCUUUUCUUGCAGAUAUUGUACAGUACCGCAACAUGCAUCAAGAACUCCAACACCUUGUCAAACGUGUUCAGGAUGUUGCUAAUGGUACAAGGUACGUCUUUAACUUCUCUUUCAAGGGCUAUGUACCUGCUUGGUUUAACAUGCUAUGUCUCUCCGAUGUCAAGCAAUUGCUCAAGUAUGUCGAGGAAGAGAUCAAAAUGGUUUGUUUUGAAGUUCCCGAUUUGUCAAGUUAUACCUUCCCCAAGACAAAUGGAUUAGGAUUUAUUGAAAUUUUUUUGGAAAAACUGGAGGAGCUUUUAUCUUCUAAGAUCAAUUCGAUCAUUGAAUUGAAGCAUCAGAUUAGAUCAGUCAAAGAGGGCUUAUUGUCACUGAGAGUUCAUUUUGCAGCAAAUAAUGAGCAUGAUGAAGUUUAUUGUCUUGUGACAAGUGUUACUGAAAUGGCGUACAAAGCAGAGUAUGUCAUUGACUCCUGCUUAGUCAGUUCUCAUUGUUUAUGUUUUCCUGCAAAGAAGGGAUGCUUAUUUCCCUUUCUGCAAAGAAUAAAAUUCAGAUAA
This is a messenger RNA of Solanum verrucosum, 2862 nucleotides long. RefSeq lists its product as uncharacterized. Lineage: Eukaryota; Viridiplantae; Streptophyta; Magnoliopsida; Solanales; Solanaceae. The record is from RefSeq and is a predicted model, not a curated record.